Messenger RNA from Closterium sp. NIES-65, 276 nucleotides. The record is from the annotation of a GenBank genome assembly. Lineage: Eukaryota; Viridiplantae; Streptophyta; Zygnematophyceae; Desmidiales; Closteriaceae.
AUGCAAUUACUCGUGCUCGUGACCAUCGUGCUCGUGACCAUCGUGCUCGUGACCAUCGUGCUCGUGACCAUCGUGCUCGUGACCAUCGUGCUCGUGACCAUCGUGCUUGUGACCAUCGUGCUCGUGACCAUCGUGCUUGUGACCAUCGUGCUCAUGACCAUCGUGCUCAUGACCAUCGUGCUCAUGACCAUCGUGCUCGUGACCAUCGUGCUCUGCUGUACUCCUGCCACUGCUGUGCGGUUGCCCCUCCCCCUCCCUCAAAACCCACCCAUCUAG